Cylindrotheca closterium is the source of this 651-nucleotide messenger RNA. The record is from the annotation of a GenBank genome assembly. NCBI's taxonomy places the organism in Eukaryota, Bacillariophyta, Bacillariophyceae, Bacillariales, Bacillariaceae.
AUGGAAGAUCCUAUCAACCCGGAUCGCACCAGUGUAACUCAAGUCGCACCGCCAGAGCUUGAGGUCUAUCAGUCUCACAAGCAACCCUUAACUAAAGAGGCGCGCUUUGAGCUGGUGUUGUAUCAAUCUCACAAGCAAUCCUCAACCCAAGAGGCGCGCUUUGAUGAUGAUACUCGAAAGCCUGACAGGAGAAAUGGUCCACCACCUUGCAACAGCUUUGAGCACGGAUUACAACCAACUGAGGUUGAACUGAAGAACCCAAGUUCGGCUGUGAAGUCUCGUGAACGUGAUUGGGAACGCCUCCGCAGCUACUUUGCAUGGUUGCCAAAGCUAGUCAUCCAGAAGAACUCGGAACACUACAUGGAAGACUCAACUCAACUAGCUACGAUAGCUACUAUAGAUAUUACAGUACUGGCGCCAUCCAACUUUGUAUCUACUUCUAGAGCUAGUCACCAAAUCCGAGCCCCGCAAUUCCGCAGCUUCCUACUUGCUGGAAAGCACAGAUGCAGCACACGCCAUGGCUCAAUGAUAGUAUCAUUGAGCGGUCUCCAGGCCUAUACUACCAAUGUGCUUGUAGCGGAGCUAACUAAAGUCUUCACUUCCUUGAUAGACAGUCUAAAAGUUCCCAUCCACAUUCAUAGUAGUCCAUGA